AUGGCUCUCACCUUCGACGAUGGCCCCUUUUCCUACACAUCGCAAAUUCUCGAUAUUCUCGACAAUCUCAACGUGCAAGCGACAUUUUUCGUCGCUGGUAAUAACAAGGGCAAGAAAAGGAUUGACGAUACCAAUACGGCUUGGCCUGCAGUUCUGAGACGCAUGCAUGCUGCCGGCCAUCAGAUCGCAAGUCAUUCUUGGUCUCAUCGCAACCUCAACCAAGUGAACAGCACAAUUCAGCGUACUGAGAUCAUCUACAACGAAAUGGCCUUCCGUAACUUGUUUGGCUGGUUUCCCACGUACUUUCGCGCUCCAUUCCUUGAGUGCUCUACGGCUUCAGGCUGUCAAAGCCUCAUGAAGACCCUUGGAUACCAUUUACUUGGCGUCAAUGUUGAUACCAAGGACUACAUGUACGACAGCCCAAGCCUGAUACAAACGGCGAAAGACCGCUUUUCCCAGGCAGUGUCUCAAGAUCCUACGAGAAAGGGCUACAUCGUUCUUGCCCACGACGUACACGUCCAGACCGUCGUCAAUCUGACACAGUACAUGAUCGAGACGUCAAAAGCACGCGGCUAUCGCCUGGUUACCGUAGGAGAGUGCCUCGGGGAUCCCAGAGCGAAUUGGUAUCGACCCGUUAACCCGAGCCCAACCACGACAAGGACAAGCGCCACAACUGUCUCAUCACGAACAUCCGCCACUGCCAUACCAACGUCGAACUCUGGUCUUAAAAUAUCACCUGACCAGACAUGCGGUGGUGGCGCCGCCGGCUUCACCUGCCAGGGCUCCAAGUAUGGAAAUUGUUGCUCUUUCUACGGCUUCUGGUGA
This is a messenger RNA of Verticillium nonalfalfae, 825 nucleotides long. RefSeq names its product chitin deacetylase (gene CDA2). Gene Ontology annotation, biological process: carbohydrate metabolic process. The transcript has a single exon. The record is from RefSeq and is a predicted model, not a curated record. Gene Ontology annotation, molecular function: hydrolase activity, acting on carbon-nitrogen (but not peptide) bonds. Lineage: Eukaryota; Fungi; Ascomycota; Sordariomycetes; Glomerellales; Plectosphaerellaceae. The coding region runs from base 1 to 825 and encodes 274 amino acids.